AUGGUGCCUCGGCGCGGCAUACGAUACGGCUGGUCCACGGCACCGCCGCGAUCCAAGCACCGACGCUUCAACCAGCCCAACUCGGGCCUGCCCGCCCUCACGACCGGCCCGGCAGCCGCGCUGAAGCGGCGGGAGAAGACGACGCCCCUGCGGGCCGGCGUGCUCGCCACCAAGGUGGGCAUGACGAGCACCUUCCAGGGCAAGACGCGCGUGGCCUGCACGGUCCUGCAGCUCGACCAGGUGCAGGUGGUGGCCAACAAGACGAGGGCGCGGCACGGCUACUGGGCGGUGCAGGUCGGCGCCGGGUCCCGGCCGGCCAGGAACGUGACGAGCCCCCUGCUGGGGUACUACGAGGCCAAGGGCGUGGCGCCCAAGCGGGAGCUGGCCGAGUUUGCGGUCCGCGGGCCGGAGGGCCUGCUGCCCGUCGGCGCGCAGCUGCUGCCGGACUGGUUCCAGGUCGGCCAGUACGUCGACGUGCGCGCCCGCUCGCGCGGCAUGGGCUUCGCGGGCGGCAUGAAGCGCCACGGCUUCGCGGGCCAGGAGGCCUCGCACGGCAACUCCAAGAACCACCGCACCAUUGGCACCACGGGGCCCUCGCAGGGCGGCGGCAGCCGCGUCCUGCCGGGCAAGAAGAUGCCCGGCCGCAUGGGCAACGACUGGGUCACGGUGCAGAACCUCAAGGUCGUCCGGGCCGACGCCGAGCUGGGCGUCGUCCUGGUCAGCGGCGCCGUGCCCGGGCCCAAGGGCCGCACGGUCAAGCUGCAGGACGCCAAGAAGCGCAAGCCGCCCGCGCUGCCGCACCGGGAGAAGGCGCUGAGGGAGCUGAACGAGAGGCAUCCCGACGCGGACGCGCAGCUGCAGGCGGCGCGAGAAGCGCACCUGGAAAUGAAGGAGCGGCGACGAUCCAAGCCGGCCGCGUGGUGA
Molecule: messenger RNA, 924 nt
Organism: Ustilaginoidea virens
Lineage: Eukaryota; Fungi; Ascomycota; Sordariomycetes; Hypocreales; Clavicipitaceae
Exons: 1
Coding region: 1-924 (307 amino acids)
Biological process (GO): translation
Cellular component (GO): ribosome; mitochondrial large ribosomal subunit
Molecular function (GO): structural constituent of ribosome
Source: RefSeq, a predicted model, not a curated record